Molecule: messenger RNA, 1499 nt
Organism: Cannabis sativa
Lineage: Eukaryota; Viridiplantae; Streptophyta; Magnoliopsida; Rosales; Cannabaceae
Product: COP9 signalosome complex subunit 7
Exons: 9
Coding region: 344-1180 (278 amino acids)
Cellular component (GO): COP9 signalosome
Source: RefSeq, a predicted model, not a curated record
UAUUUUUGAGAAAGAAACAUUAUAUUGUUCAGCAGUAGGCAAGUUGAGUUUCAGAUUUUCUUUUUCUUGAACAAACGAGUGAGUGAGAGAGUUUAAUAAUAUUAUUUUUGUAUGGGGAUUGAAUGAACACCCAACUCUUCUCACGCUAAAACCCUUUCUCUUCCAUUCUCUGUCCCAGACUCUGCUCCUAAAUCAUCCCCAACCAACAAAACCCUAGAACCCUAGCGUCUUCCUUCAAUGUCCUCCAAUAACUCCAUUCUCCCUUAAUCUUCCUGUCGUUUUUCACUAUUUCAUUCCUGUAUUUUGUCUGUAAUUUUUUUGAGGUCGUUGUUUGGUUUUAGAGAUGGAUAUUGAGCAAAAGCAAGCGGAGCUCAUCGAUCACUUCGUUAACCAAGCGUCGACUCUCAAAGGCUCAGCCCUUGGGUCUCUGGUAGCCGAGGCCACGUCUCACCCUUCGCUUUUCGCGUUCUCUGAGAUUCUUGCUGUUCCAACUCUUGUUGAGCUUGAAGAGACUGGAAAUUCUGUUCACCUGGAUGUGCUUCGCUUGUUUGCACAUGGUACAUGGAGUGAUUUCAAGAGAAAUGCUGAACGUCUUCCACAACUGUCCCCUGAGCAAACGUUAAAGUUAAAGCAACUUACUGUACUUACUCUGGCUGAGACGAACAAGGUACUUCCUUAUGACCAACUAAUGCAGGAGCUAGAUGUUACAAACGUACGUGAACUUGAGGACUUCCUCAUUAAUGAGUGCAUGUAUGCGGGCAUAGUUAGAGGAAAGUUGGAUCAGCUGCGAAGAUGCUUUGAGGUUCAAUUUGCUGCAGGGAGAGAUCUGAGACCUGGACAGCUUGGUACUAUGAUUCAAACACUAUCAAGCUGGUUGGCUACAUCGGACAACCUUCUUGUGUCAAUCCAAGACAAGAUAAAGUGGGCUGAUACUGUCAGUGACUUGGACAGGAAACAUAAGAAGGAUGUUGAAGAUAAGGUGGAAGAAGUGAAGAAGUCCCUUUCCCUCAAGGUCAGUAGGUCGAUGUGUCUUACUUACGUCGUGGCAGAAGUUACAAACUGUAAGCAGGCCGACAUUGAGUUCCGAGGGCAUGAGGAGGUCUUCUCUGAACCUGGUGGAGUGAUGGACUAUGAGGAAGACCGUAGCCGACCAAAGAGGAGACGACAUCCAAUCUCUUGAAAAUAUGGAUGAGUGGUGCGACUUUGGAUGGGUUCGGGCGAUUGCCUUGAUUUUUGCCAAUGGCAUUCCCUAGUCCUUCAGCCGUGGAUCACUGAACUUGAAGAAAAUAGUGUCUGGUACUAAACCUGUUGUUGAUGCUUCAGGCUCUUUCUUUGGUAGACUUUGUAGCCAUUGUUUCUCGAAUUGAGUUGUCAGGAGGAAAACUAGAUUUGUUGGAACGGCUAACAUUUUGUGAAUCUAUUACUACUGAAUAACUUGUAAUUUCAUUGUGCUUUUUGAUGUUUCAAUUAAAUUAGUUCAUACAAGUGAUUUUUUCUUA